AAUAAACUAGAACAGGAAGGAGAACAUAAAAAAGGAAUAAAAAGAGGAAUAUUUUUGAAUAAAAACAUGGCACAAAAGAGGAAAAGGUGUCAGUGACAGGAGAGAGAGAGAAAAAGAGGUGGGGGGAGUCGAGAUACGCUCAUUCGCUCACGAGACUGGGAGAGAGGGAGAGAGAGAGAGAGCGUGUGUGUGAGCCACUAUCAUUCUUUCCUGACUCCACACGGGAACGCAGCAUCCCUGGAACACGGAAUCUUGGCGGACUGGGAAUCGGACAAUGCGUCGGAACAGAGAAUGAAAGCGGAGAAUAAAUAUGACCUUUCAUCUGUUGGUUUCCUCACUCAUCCACUAUCACUUGUUCCUAUCUUUUUUUUGUUUUUUUGAGGAGAACUUCUCCAGAGCCUCCAGUGAAAACACAUACAUAUAGAGAUAUAUCUAUAACAAUCCUAUACAUAUAUCAAUAUACAGUAUGCCUGUUUUCAUAAACAGCGUAUGGGGUACAGAAACGAGCUGAAGGAAGACAUCUUGAUUGGUUUAACGAAAACUGUAGGACUGAUAUUUUUCUGCGUGUCCGACGCUGAGAAUGACUUGUGGAAUAUCUCUGAACUGUAUUGUGAGGGAUCUCUUCCUCACCGGCAUUACGCAACAUUUGGUCCGACAGAGAUCAUGGAUACGGCUCUAUUCUAACUUGUUUAGGUUUUGAAUUGGAUUCUUACCAUCCGAGUCUGUUUGCUGGAUAUUUCUUGGGCCACACUUGAAUUUGGAAAGUGUCCAACGAGGAGGAAUCUUGUUCUGGGACACUCUAUAGUGAUGACAGCGGCGAGCGUACGGUGCGCUGAACUGGCGUGGAAAGCUUUCUCAACCUUGUUUCGUUUCCCUUGCGAAGACUGCGUUCCCUGUAUCAGCUUUUCGCUCUCGUCCGGUCAGCAUUAAACUUGGAAAAAAGCUUUUGUUAUAUGAACUAAACUUCACUGCACUGUUGCAUUCUGGGAUACACAUUGUGGGAUUACCAAAAACUGAUAAUGGCAACUCCACUCGUGGUUUUAAAUCUCUUGACUGCUCUUCUCUUGUUCAGCGGCGUUUCUCACAGCCAGAAAUCCAACGGCGCCAACGCAGGCGCGCAAUCGACCAAUCGGACGGUUGCUCCAUCCGGCGCCCCGGAGGUCACGCUCGCAACCCCCGUGUCAGAGGCAGACGACCAAUUGCCGUCUUCCGGGAGCCGUUGUUGGGGUUAUUACGAUGUGAUGGGUCAAUGGGAUCCCCCGUUUAACUGCAACGCGGGAAUCUACCUGUUCUGCUGUGGUUCCUGCUACUAUAGGUUCUGCUGCCAGUUUAAGGUUCACAGUCUGGACCAGACAUCCUGCUCGAACUACGACACACCCGUGUGGGCCAACACGGGCAAGCCGGCAGCUCCGGUUACGGAUGUUCAGGAGGAACCGGAUCGAGAUCGCACUCACAUGAUUGUGUAUAUCAUCUGUGGAGUGGUGGCCAUCAUGGUUCUGGUCGGGAUCUUCACCAAAUUGGGUCUGGAGAAAAGUCAAGGAGGGCAAACAGACAUGACCAGCUCUAGGGCCCUAACAGAACUGUUGAAACAGCCAGGCGAGGCAGGGGGCGUGGACAGAGGAGGCCACCACCCAAUCGGAUCCAACGGCAUCUCUGGCAGAUCGAUGCACAGCAAUAACGAGCACAAUCAUCUGAAUAAUUCUGCGUAUCCUCAUUUGGGUCCCGCAAUGGCCCUUUCCCAGCCCCACAACAACCUGGGCUUCAACAAAUAUUCCUCUAUGAAGUCAAUGGAAACGACAGUAAGGGAUUACUACCCCAAGAGCUACGCCAUGAUGGACUACACCCAUCGCCAGUCUUCGCCCGCGACCUUCCAACCCAUCGCCUUCCACCCCAAAGACAAGCCCUUCCUCCCUCCUCCAGACAUCCAUACACCUCUGGCCAUCACCAUCACAUCUGCUCAAGUCCCCAAGCACAAGAUCUCCAAGACCAACACUCACCCGCUCACCUCCAGCUCGGCCUUCAAAGUCUGGGAUCCCAACAAGAGCCACGUCCAACACCAAGUUCCUCUGAUGGCUCAGCCACAACCUCCGCUGUCCCAACCUAACAGUCGGCGCCAGGCCUUCUCCACCAAGCGUCAGUUCAGCAUCGAGACUCUCCCAGAAUUGUUCAACCAGCCUCUGGGGUACGGACACACGCCCAGGGUAUCUCCACAUCCCCACCCUAAACACAAGGGACUACCCACAAACAGCAAAACUGAAGUCACGGUGUGAGGCGGAAGCUUGACAAAAGAUGCAAAUGGAAGAGAGCAUGAUUAGACAUUGGAUGUUAAAGCUUCCAAAUGUGUGCUUCAGUUAUAUUUAUAUUAUAUAUCCUCCUAUUUGUUUUGUACUACAUAUAUAAUCACCAUAGAUCAAUGGAGGGACAUGUUGCAUGGUCCUGAUUCUUGAACCCACUAUCCCAAAACUCCGGGCCUAUUGUUUUUUGACUGGCCUUCAGAUGUCUGGAGCUUUCGCACCCUACAAGGCUGUCAGCUUGGAUCAGUCAGCACCUGUCACACGGCAAGAUAUUUUUCUGGCAAUUCCAGACCACAGAGGACAAAGAACAGGGAGAAAGCUUUGUGGAGCAAUAAAGGUGACGUGGGAGACGAAAGAAAGGGAGCAAUUCUGUGGGAAUGUUAAGGUACCACUGCCAAAACAACUUCGUUCAUUUGUCCUACGUGUAUCCCCUGCAAUAUCUGUGAAACUACUCAAUCCCGUUGAAUUUCUAUGAAUGUAAAUAGUUAACCUUUUGGUAAAAGCCAGGUUUGGUUUUCAAUGCUGGUAUGGGCGAGUCAAGCAUGCAUCUGCAUACCUACAUCCUCUCUUGCAUUAUAAUCCAAAUACUGGUGAUCAGUUUUAGGUAUCUGGGGAUUGCUCUAGGGACUGGAAAAGCGGUACGUCAUGGUAGCAAUAAUACCCCGGUGUCUGUCCUCUCUUGCCUGGGGCUGAUUGACUGAUAGACGCAGCUGCCAACUCACUCGCUUUACGCUGCUCCAAGCUGUUCCCAGUCAGCGUCUGGCCGUCACACUGCCACAAAACAGCAGGGGGCGCUGUAAUAGAUGAUGGGCCAUCUCUACCACACAGAUCCAAAAAUAUGUGCUCCAAUUUUGCUUGUCCAUCCUUCCGACUUCAAUCAGCAAUGCUCACGCGUUGGUAUUUUUGAAAGACGUAGACAUAUAAAAACCUAGAGGUGACACCAGUUAUCAUUUACUAGAGUUAAAUGCCAACUCUUUGUCCUUUAAAUGAUACUCUUGCAUUUGCAAACAGCUGCACCCAAACAGUAGCAAGUGCUCCGUGUUUGAACAGCCCCAGUAAGCAGCGCGAGAGAUUUUACGGUCGAUGACAUCUAAUGCAUGAGCCUCCGAGGGGCUAUUAAAGAGUGUGAAAUGUUCAAGGAUAAAGUUUAACAGAAGCGCUGCUUAGGGCUGCUGCCAAAUACAACCACAGUGUCGCGAUUAAGAGAGGAAGAGGAGGAUUAUCGAAACCCAGAAAAAUAAAGCAAUACACUACGAACGGUACAAAGGCGCCUUGUCUGAACAGUAGAUUGCAUUACAGUCAUUGCCGUACACUGUACAGCAAAUAGACCAGUAAUGGACUAUGAACCGUCUCCUACUCAUUUCGGGGAUAAUUUUAACUUCUGGAUAAGCUCCAGGGGAGAUGCUCCAAAAAUAUUCUAUGACAACAAAUGCGGUUACAGCAUGUUCCCAGGUGGCUAUUUUCAACCAUUUCAUUGGUGUGAGGUUGUACCAACACGUUCUAAUAGGCCAAGUUUCAGACAAACUAUCCUGAGCUACAACAAUGACAGUUUUGUCUCUGUGACAGUAGUUUCAAGGGCCACUUGGAGACACACAACUGCCACCUUACCGGGCACAGAGAUGCUAAACGAUACCAAGGUGAGCUAACUAAACACGGUCCACUGAACUGUUUGUAAGGUCACAGAGACUGUCUUUAAGGAACGCUUGGAAAACCGGAGCAGAUUUUCCUUUGAACAAAUCCAUGCUUCGGGCAUGUCUACGAAUUAGAAAUAUUAUCUGGUACAAACAACUUUGAAAAGGCCAAACGAGGUGAAGUAGGCACACAUUUGUCAUUUUAAAGAAACACAAGGUGUAAAUAUCAGCCAUGCGCUUUCCUCCGGCAUCAGACGGGCGUGAAUAACUCGAGCGGUUAUAUAAAACCACACAAAUAAGCUGAAUGACUGUUUCCAAUUUCUUUUUCAAAUGAAAGUGUUCUACCUGCGUUAUGAAUGCCACUGGGUAGCAUUUUAUCUUUAGCAAUACGUUAUUACUUUUUACUGUUUAUGUACAGUUUGGCAAUGUUGUAUUUUUGUACCGUAAGCGUUACUGGAACAUAAAGCCUGCUGCAGUCGACAACUAUUUGAUAGAGAUGAAGUGCUUCCGAAUUUUAACACCGUUCUCAAACUUUCCUUGUUAACUUAAAAGAUGUCUUGCCAUAUUUGAAGCUUACGCUAUAUGUAAAGAGCAUACGCUUUCUUUAGUCAUUUUCUAAAAGAUGUAUUGUAACCAAUGCUUGAAUGCCAUGCUAGUUACCUGUCGUGAGACAUGUAAUAUUGUAAUAGUGAGAAAUCACGUUUGUUCAUUUGACUUCAUAUGCACUGUACAUUUUGUCUGUAAUGCAUUAGCUAACAUGAACUUGCAAUGAGCAA
This is a messenger RNA of Misgurnus anguillicaudatus (oriental weatherfish), 4701 nucleotides long. RefSeq names its product protein shisa-9. NCBI's taxonomy places the organism in Eukaryota, Metazoa, Chordata, Actinopteri, Cypriniformes, Cobitidae. Gene Ontology annotation, biological process: regulation of short-term neuronal synaptic plasticity; regulation of AMPA receptor activity. Gene Ontology annotation, cellular component: postsynaptic density; AMPA glutamate receptor complex; dendritic spine membrane. The record is from RefSeq and is a predicted model, not a curated record.